GACCCCAGCUCCACCAUGGGCCUGCGGGGCACCCCUGUGCUGGCCACCAAGCAGAGGUCACGGCUAGCCACCCGCUUCCGCGUCACAGCCCACUGGCUGCUGGUGGCUGUGGGGCGAGCCCUGGCCAUCGUGCUACUAGCACUGACAGGCAUCGCCCACCCCUCGGCCCUCUCUAGCGUCUACCUGCUAGUCUUCCUGGCCAUCUGCACCUGGUGGGCCUGCCACUUCCCCAUCAGCGCCCAGGGCUUUAGUGCCAUCUGUGUGCUGGUGGGCUGCUUUGGCGCUGGCCACCUCCUCUGCCUCUACUGCUACCAGGCACCCUAUGCCCAGGAGCUGCUCCCACCCACCAGCAUCUGGGCCAGGGUGUUUGGUCUCAAGGACUUGGUGCGGCCCACCAACUGCUCCAGCCCCAAUGUGCUGGAACUGCACACCGGCCAUGACUGGCCCAUUUACGUGAGCCCUGGGCUGCUAUUGCUGCUGUACAGCACCGUCACCUCGCUGCUCAAGCUGCGCGGGCACCCACACCCUACCCAGAGGAAGGAGGCAGCCAGUGAGGAUGAGGAGCGAGAGGUGGAGCUGACCGAGGUGGACCAGUGGCCCAGAGACCAGGCAUGGGCUGCUGCCAAGGAGGAAGAGGUCCAACACAUGAUGGCCCCUACACCUGAAACGGAUGCUGACAGCUGCAUCGUGCACGACCUGACGGCCCAGAGCCCUGUCUGGCAGCGCCCCUUGCGUCACAGACUGGCCAAGCACAGAGAGCCAUCCCCCCUGCAUGGCCUAGGCCACCUCAUCAUGGGCCAGAGCUAUGUGUGUGCCCUCAUAGCCAUGAUGGUUUGGAGCAUCACCUACCACAGCUGGCUGACCUUUGUGCUGUUACUCUGGGCCUGCCUCAUCUGGACGGUGCGGAGCCGCCACCAGCUGGCCAUGCUGUGCGCGCCCUUCCUGCUGCUCUAUGGGCUGACGCUGUGUGGCCUGAGCUACGUGUGGGCCAUGGACCUGCAGCCUGAGCUGCCCACCAUGCUGGGUCCCGUCACCCUGCACCAGCUGGGCCUGCAGCACACCCGCUACCCCUGCCUGGACCUUGGUGCCAUGCUGCUCUACACCCUCACCUUCUGGCUCCUGCUGCGCCAGUUCGUCAAAGAGAAGCUGCUAAGGAAGGCAAAGCCCCCGUCCGCACUGACAGAGGUCACCGUGGCAGAGUCAGAGCCUUCGCAGACACGGACGCUGCUCCGGAGCCUCGGGGAGCUGGUCUCUGGCAUGUACGCAAAGUACUGGAUCUAUGUGUGCGCCGGCAUGUUCAUCGUGGUUAGUUUUGCUGGCCGCCUUGUAGUCUACAAGAUCGUCUACAUGUUCCUCUUCCUGCUCUGCCUCACCCUCUUCCAGGUCUACUACAGCCUGUGGCGGAACCUGCUCAAGGUGUUCUGGUGGCUGGUGGUGGCCUACACCAUGCUGGUGCUCAUCGCCGUCUACACCUUCCAGUUCCAGGACUUCCCCACUUACUGGCGCAACCUGACCGGCUUCACUGAUGAGCAGCUGGGCGACCUGGGCCUGGAGCAGUUCAGCGUGUCUGAGCUCUUCUCGAGCAUCCUCAUCCCUGGCUUCUUCCUGCUCGCCUGCAUUCUGCAGCUGCACUACUUCCACCGGCCCUUCAUGCAGCUCACCGACCUGGAGCACGUGCCCGCUCCCAGGGCCUGCCUCCGGCGCUGGGCCCACAGGCAGGACAUGGUGAGCGGGGCCCCGUUGCUGCUGCAGCAGGAGGAGGUGGUGGCAGCCCCUGGGGACGAGGGGCUGAGCAUAGCUGGCCCCCACCAGGCCAAGCAGAGCCCUGAAGCCUCAGCCAACAAGUGGGGCCUCGUGGCAGAGCGGCUGCUGGAGCUGGCGGCCAGCUUCUCGGCUGUCCUGGCCCAUGUGCAGGUGUUUGUGCGGCGCCUGCUGGAACUGCAUAUCUUCAAACUGGUGGCCCUGUACACUGUCUGGGUGGCCCUAAAGGAGGUGUCGGUGAUGAACUUCCUGCUGGUGGUGCUGUGGGCCUUCGCCCUGCCCUACCCCCGAUUCCGGCCUAUGGCCUCCUGCCUGUCUACCGUGUGGACGUGCAUCAUCAUCGUGUGCAAGAUGCUCUACCAGCUCACAAUUGUUAACCCCCACGAGUACUCCAGCAACUGCACAGAGCCCCUUCCCAAUAGCACCAACCUGCUGAAGGCAGAGAUUAACCAGUCCUUGCUGUACCGAGGGCCAGUUGACCCCGCCAACUGGUUCGGGGUGCGAAAGGGCUUCCCCAACCUGGGCUACAUCCAGAACCACCUGCAGAUCCUGCUGCUGUUGGUGUUCGAGGCCAUUGUGUACCGCCGCCAGGAGUACUACCGCCGCCAGUACCAGCCAACCCCGCUACCCGCCCAGGCUGUCUGUGCUAACGGCACCCGCCAGCAGCUCGACCGAGACCUGCUCAGCUGCCUCAAGUACUUCGUCAACUUCUUCUUCUACAAAUUUGGGCUGGAGAUCUGCUUCCUGAUGGCAGUGAAUGUGAUCGGGCAGCGCAUGAACUUCAUGGUCAUCCUGCAUGGCUGCUGGCUGGUGGCUGUCCUCACCCGCCGGCGCCGUGGAGCCAUCGCCCGCCUCUGGCCCAACUAUUGUCUCUUUCUCACACUCUUCCUCCUCUACCAGUACUUGCUGUGCCUGGGUAUCCCACCCGCCCUCUGCCUGGACUACCCAUGGCGCUGGAGCCAGGCCAUCCCCAUGAACUCUGCUCUCAUCAAGUGGCUGUACCUGCCUGACUUCUUCAAGGCCCCCAACUCCACCAACCUUAUCAACGACUUCCUCCUGCUGCUCUGCGCCUCCCAGCAGUGGCAGGUAUUCGUGGCUGAACGCACUGAGGAGUGGCAGCACAUGGCUGGUGUCAACACUGACUACCUGGAGCCACUGCGAGGGGAGCCCAACCCUGUGCCCAACUUCAUCCACUGCAGGUCGUACCUGGACAUGGUGAAGGUGGCCGUCUUCCGUCAUCUCUUCUGGCUGGUGCUGGUGGUGGUGUUCAUCACGGGGGCCACCCGCAUCAGCAUCUUCGGCCUGGGCUACCUGCUGGCCUGCUUCUACCUGCUGCUCUUUGGCACUGCGCUGCUGCGUAAGGACACGCACGCCCGCCUUGUGCUAUGGGACUGCCUCAUCCUCUACAACGUCACCGUCAUUGUCUCCAAGAACAUGCUCUCGCUCCUGUCCUGUGUCUUCGUAGAGCAAAUGCAGAGCAGCUUCUGUUGGGUCAUCCAGCUCUUCAGCCUCGUGUGCACUGUCAAGGGCUAUUAUGAUCCCAAUGCGAUGGUGGGCAAGGACCAGGACUGCGUGCUGCCCGUGGAGGAGGCCGGCAUCAUCUGGGACAGUGUCUGCUUCUUCUUCCUGCUGCUGCAGCGCCGUGUCUUCCUCAGCUACUACUUCCUGCAUGUGGCUGCCGACCUCCAGGCCACCGCCCUGCAGGCCUCCAGGGGCUUCGCCCUGUACCAUGCAGCCAGCCUCAAGAGCAUCGAUGCCCACCGCAGGGCAGAGGAGAAGUCCCUGGCCCAGCUGAAAAGACAGAUGGAGCGCAUCCGUGCCAAGCAAGAGAAGCAUCGACAGGGCCGUGUGGAUCAUGACUACCCCAAGGAUCCUGGGGACCCCAGCCAGGAGCCAGGACCCGGCAGUCCAGGGGGUACCUCCCCGCCACAGAGACAGUGGUGGCGGCCCUGGCUGGACCAUGCCACAGUGAUCCACUCAGGGGACUACUUCCUGUUUGAGUCAGACAGUGAAGAGGAGGAGGAGGCACAGCCUGAGGACACCAGGCCAUCAGCACAGAGUGCCUUCCAGAUGGCAUACCAGGCGUGGGUGACCAAUGCCCAGACGGUUCUGCAGCGGCGACGGCAGGAACAGCCACGGCAGGAAAGGGCAGAGGCGGGGCAGGAACCCAUGGGAGGUGGCCUGAGCCAGGAGGUUGAGCCAGAAGAGGGUCUGGAGAACGAGGCAGCAGGCCACAGCCAUGUGAUGCAGCGGGUGCUGAGUAUGGUGCAGUUCCUGUGGGUUUUGGGCCAGGCGCUGGUGGAUGGGCUGACGCGCUGGCUGCAGGCCUUUACACGCCACCACCGUACCAUGAGUGAUGUGCUGCGUGCUGAGCGCUACCUCCUCACGCAGGAGCUGCUGCGGGGCGGAGAGGUGCACCGGGGCAUCCUGGACCAGCUGUAUGUGAGCGAGGACGAGGCUGAGCUGCCAGGCCCUGCAGAUGGCCCUGAGGCGCCGAGCACAGCAUCAAGUGGUCUCGGAGCUGAGGAGCCACUGAGCAGCACAACCAAGGACACCAGCAGGCCCCUGACCAUGGGCUACAACACCUGCAGCAACAGCCAGGAGGUUGCGGCCGACCCCUCAAGCCCUGAGGCUGGACCCUCCCGACGCGGCUCCCGAGAACUUCUAGCCAAUGCACGCACGCGGACAUGCACGGCCAGCGAGCUGCUGCUCAACAGGCGCCUGCAAAUCCACGAGCUGGAGGAGGCAAAACAAUUCUCAGCCGGGCAAGGCCGAGCGCUGCGGCUCCUGCAGGCUGGGUACGAGUGUGUGGCCGCCCACUCGGAGCUGCUCUGCUACUUCAUCAUCAUCCUCAACCACAUGGUCACCGCCUCGGCCGCCUCCCUCGUGGUGCCCGUGCUGGUCUUCCUGUGGGCCAUGCUGUCCAUCCCUCGGCCCAGCAAGCGCUUCUGGAUGACAGCCAUCGUCUUCACCGAGGUCACGGUGGUCACCAAGUACCUCUUCCAGUUUGGCUUCUUCCCCUGGAACAGCUACUCAGUGCUGCGGCGCCAUGAGAACAAGCCCUACUUCCCACCACGCAUUCUGGGCCUGGAGAAGACUGACGGCUACCUCAAGUAUGACCUGGUGCAGCUCAUGGUGCUGUUCUUCCACCGCUCCCAGCUGCUGUGCUAUGGCCUCUGGGACCACGAGGAGGACCCACUCUCCAAGGAGCCUGACCGAGGCAGUGGGAAGGAGAAGGGGGCUGGGGAGGAGCCUGCAGCCCUGCUGGGAUCCCAGACGGAGCUAGGGGUGGCCAGGACCCCACUCGAGGACAACGUCCAGGCAGAAGCUAGGGCUGGGCCCGAGGAUGAGCCCUCAGAGCCUGAAGUGGAGCUCAAGCCGCACGGCCUGAGGCACAUCAGCCUGCGUUUCAGGAGAAGAAAGAGAGAGAGCCCACAGCCCAAAGGACUGGCAGCCGGUGGAUCUGGGGAUGGGGAAGAGGAAGAGGAGGAAGAGGAGGACGAUGUGGCUCCUGGGAGAGCCAAGAGACCGAGCGGCUCCCGGCAGAGGGUGAAGGCAGCUGGGCUGCGGCUACAGAGCUUCUGCCUGUCGCUGGCCAACAGCACGUUCCGGCCCCUGCAGCAAUUCUUCCAUGACAUUCUGCACACCAAGUACCGUGCAGCCACCGAUGUCUAUGCGCUCAUGUUCCUGGCUGAUGUUGUUGACUUCAUCAUCAUCAUCUUCGGCUUCUGGGCCUUUGGGAAGCACUCGGCGGCCACAGACAUCACAUCCUCGCUGUCGGACGACCAGGUGCCCGAGGCUUUCCUGGUGAUGCUGCUGAUCCAGUUCAGCACCAUGGUGGUUGACCGUGCCCUCUACCUGCGUAAGACUGUGCUGGGCAAGCUGGCCUUCCAGGUGGUGCUGGUGCUGGCCAUCCACCUGUGGAUGUUCUUUAUCCUGCCUGCUGUCACUGAGAGGAUGUUCAGCCAGAAUGCGGUGGCCCAGUUGUGGUACUUCGUCAAGUGCAUCUACUUUGCCCUGUCUGCCUACCAGAUCCGCUGCGGCUACCCUACCCGCAUCCUGGGCAACUUCCUCACCAAGAAGUAUAACCACCUCAACCUCUUCCUCUUCCAGGGGUUUCGGCUGGUGCCGUUCCUGGUGGAGCUGCGGGCGGUGAUGGACUGGGUGUGGACGGACACCACACUAUCCCUGUCGAACUGGAUGUGCGUGGAGGACAUCUACGCCAACAUCUUCAUCAUCAAGUGCAGCCGAGAGACAGAGAAGAAAUACCCACAGCCCAAGGGGCAGAAGAAGAAGAAGAUCGUCAAGUACGGCAUGGGCGGCCUCAUCAUUCUCUUCCUUAUUGCCAUCAUCUGGUUCCCACUGCUCUUCAUGUCACUGGUGCGCUCGGUGGUCGGUGUGGUCAACCAGCCCAUUGAUGUCACUGUCACCCUUAAGCUGGGUGGCUAUGAGCCCCUAUUCACCAUGAGCGCCCAGCAACCGUCUAUCGUGCCCUUCACGGCCCAGACCUACGAGGAGCUGUCCAAGGAGUUUGACCCUCACCCACUGGCCAUGCAGUUCAUCAGCCAAUACAGCCCCGAAGACAUUGUCACAGCCCAGAUCGAGGGCAGCUCAGGGGCGCUGUGGCGCAUCAGCCCCCCAAGCCGGGCCCAGAUGAAGCGGGAGCUGUACCAAGGCACGUCGGACAUCACCUUGCGCCUCACCUGGAACAUCCAGAGGGACUUGGCCAAAGGUGGCACUGUGGAGUAUACCAACGAGAAGCACACCCUGGACCUGGCUCCCAACUGUACAGCGCGGUGGCAGCUGGCCAGUCUGCUUGAGGGCACAUUGGACCAGUCCGUGGUCAUCCCCAACCUUUUCCCCAAGUAUAUCCGUGCCCCCAACGGGCCUGAAGCCAAUCCCGUGAAACAGCUGCAGCCCAAUGAGGAGGACGACUACCUGGAUGUGCGCAUCCAGCUGCGGAGGGAGCGUGUGGGCACAGGAGCCGGUGGCUUCCUCGAAUGGUGGGUGGUAGAGCUGCAGGACUGCCAUGCUGACUGCAACCUGCUCCCCAUGGUCAUCUUCAGUGACAAGGUCAGCCCGCCCAGCCUUGGCUUCCUGGCGGGCUACGGGAUCAUGGGCCUCUAUCUGUCCAUUGUGCUGGUCAUUGGCAAGUUCGUGCGUGGCUUCUUCAGUGAGAUCUCACACUCCAUCAUGUUCGAGGAGCUGCCCUGCGUGGACCGCAUCCUCAAGCUCUGUCAGGACAUCUUCCUGGUGCGCGAGACGCGUGAGCUCGAGCUGGAGGAGGAGCUGUAUGCCAAGCUCAUCUUUCUCUACCGCUCACCCGAGACCAUGAUCAAGUGGACCCGUGAGAAGGAGUAGGGCGCUACACGGCACACCGGAGAACGAAAGAGCCACCAAACCACACUGUGUGAACAGGCGCGCAGGUGGCGCUCCUGGCCCAUAGGGGAGCAGAUGCCCGAGCCCAAAGUGACCAGCUGCAACACCUCCUCCCCAGCCCGCCCGAGCCCUGAUGCUGC
This is a messenger RNA of Trichechus manatus latirostris (Florida manatee), 7280 nucleotides long. RefSeq names its product piezo type mechanosensitive ion channel component 1 (Er blood group) (gene PIEZO1). Gene Ontology annotation, molecular function: mechanosensitive monoatomic ion channel activity. The coding region runs from base 16 to 7122 and encodes 2368 amino acids. Gene Ontology annotation, cellular component: membrane. The transcript has 46 exons. The record is from RefSeq and is a predicted model, not a curated record. NCBI's taxonomy places the organism in Eukaryota, Metazoa, Chordata, Mammalia, Sirenia, Trichechidae.